Thalassophryne amazonica is the source of this 2010-nucleotide messenger RNA. Its product is annotated as coiled-coil domain-containing protein 138-like. The transcript has 18 exons. NCBI's taxonomy places the organism in Eukaryota, Metazoa, Chordata, Actinopteri, Batrachoidiformes, Batrachoididae. The record is from RefSeq and is a predicted model, not a curated record.
AUGGUGGCAAAGAGAGGGAAGAUGAUCUGGACUGAGGGGGUGGAGUUGCCAGAAGGCAGGACACCAGACAAAAAGGACAGUGCCAAGUACCUGGGAAUUCCACAAGCCAACAGAAACCAUGAUGAAGAUGCAAGAAGUUCCUGGUCUCAGAACGGUGCGUCCCACCUGGUCCUGGUCCCUGAACCCCAGCUCUCAGUUCUCCUUCAAGACUGGCUCGGUGAACUGCAGCUCCAUAUAUUCCCCACCCAGAAAGCUGGAGAAAUUCUCUCCUUGGAUUCCAGAUCCAAACUGCCGAGCACAGAAAGAAAAUGCUACAACAGAUCCUUACGACAGGUGUUUACAGCAGUGAUGAAUGCUCCAGACCAGUUAGGCUGUGAUAAUAGGCCACACAGUAGUGAUGAGGACCUCCGUGGGGAUUACACAUCCACUCAGGAUUUGCAAGUGCUGUUUAUAGAAACUGAUGUGUGUAUGUCUUCUUGUCUUGAUGGUAGCCUGGGGACCCAGGAAACGCUGCCUGAAAGGCAGAUCCAGAGAGCUCGUCAACUGUCAGACUCCUUCAAGAGACUGGAGCCAUUGGUCCUAGCCAAAACAUAUAUGUGGAUGGUACUUAUCUUCAUCACAUUGGACGGGGAUCGUCAGAGCCAGCAACAGUGGGAGAAGGAGCUGCAGCAGCGAGAGAGGAGGCUCAAACAGCAGGAGAAGGCCCUGGGGAGGCUCCCUGGGCUCAAGGAGUUGCUCCAAACACACAUACAGGCUGCCAAGGAGAAACACCAGCUAGAAAUUAACCACCUGCAAGAUCUUCUUCAAGAGAUGAACAAGGAGAACCGGAGGCUUAAGUCCAGCUUUAACACCAUCACGGAGCUGAAUGAGAGCAUGAAGAAACAGUUGAAUGAUAUUUGUAAGCACAAUAAGAAGUUGUAAAUCCAGGCCAAGAGGGUGCAGGCUCGACUUGACAAUCUACAGAGAAAAUAUGAGCUCAGUGUGGCAUUGAAAGGCAGCCAGAAAGUGUGCAUGAAAAGUACAGAGUGCAUUAAACAACCCAAGAAGGAGAACACUGUUACCUCCAGAAAAACUAGCACCAAGUGCAGCUCAACUCCCACCUCUCCAAAGUUGCUGGGACUCCUAUUGGAUUGGAUACUUGAUGGACACAUGUUCUCAUCAGUCAUGGGAAAAAUAGGAACUGAUGUAGGCCAACAUCUGCCUCCUGAAGUCCUGCUAAAUGAGCGAUGUCUCAAGGUGUUGCCAUUAUUGGCAGAUCAGCUUCACUGCACUCCUUUGUCAGAACCUGGUCUUCUCCUUAAUCUUCUUCGCCUCAUCUACUGGGUUUUGAGACACCUGGACAACAAUGUACAGCAUGUAGCACUGUCUGCCACUCUGCAGCGUAUAGGAGAAGAAAUAUCAAAGCCCUUGGCUGGGUUAGUGGAACCACAGUCUGAAGAUCCAGACGUGCCAAAGUCCUUCAGCGGGGGUACUGGUGGACCUUUCAGGAACCAGCCACUUUACCUCAGCCCCUGUUCUCACACACGAAUCCUCUCCACUCUCAUCGUUCUUCGUGCAGUCCCACAAGCUGAUGUGUUGGCUCAGGCUCUGGACUGCCUCCACACAGAGCUGAUGUCUUUGGACCACAGAGGCCUCUUCAUCCACUACGGAGGGGUGUGUGCUCUGCUGGCAGUGUUUCGGGCCAACUGUGGAGGGCUUGACACACCCAUCGACAUUCUGAUGCAACAGUCCUGUGAACAUUCACGCCACCUAACUCCUUUCUUGGAGGCAUGUAGCUUUGAGGAAUUUUUCAGAACAUUCUCCCAGCUGCUUAAAAAUCCACGUCUAGACCUACCAUCGAUGGAGAAGCUCUCAGUGCUGCUACAGAAGCUUUCCAGUAUCAGGAAAAAUCGGCGUCUCUUUGAGCUUUCUUCCCUCCACCUCCAACUACAGGAAAUUUAUCACAAAACGGACCACACAAACACUUUUCUCUGUCUCAACCUCAGGUCCAUUUUAAGCAAUCUUAAAUAA